This is a messenger RNA of Patiria miniata (bat star), 3479 nucleotides long. RefSeq names its product alpha-N-acetylgalactosaminide alpha-2,6-sialyltransferase 2-like. Gene Ontology annotation, molecular function: sialyltransferase activity. NCBI's taxonomy places the organism in Eukaryota, Metazoa, Echinodermata, Asteroidea, Valvatida, Asterinidae. The transcript has 9 exons. The coding region runs from base 1979 to 3160 and encodes 393 amino acids. The record is from RefSeq and is a predicted model, not a curated record.
GAUGGUAUUUGGAUUGUUUCAUUGGCCCAAUGAUCAGGGGUAAUAAUAAUACUGGAAGCACUGUGAUUUAGUUUACUAAUAAGAGCAUUCUUAAAUGCCGGUUAUUAUUAUUAUAUAUGUAUGUGUGCUUUAUUUAAGCUUUUUAUUUAUUACCAGCUAAGUUUGAACUGAAAUCUUGCCGAUCGUGGAAUGUAAACUUUCAGGUCAAUCUAACCCAUAUGCUGCAGUGCAGUGGAGGAUGUGGUUUCAUGUGUAAAUGUAAUGUGAUGCCUGCAUGGGUCACAGGUUACCAGCUGAAUUGAUACAGCAAUUCUACCAAUAUGACUGGUAGUCUGUAUUUAAAUAUUUUGUGUUCAUUCAACACAUGUACAGUGCUAGUAAAUUGAAAUUGCUUAGCCAAACACAAGGAGUGUGCCAUUAUUUUUCUUCCGUCAAAUUUAAAGUUUAUUCACUAAAAUGAGAGGGAUCAUAUAAACUUCUCAACAUUUGUGCUUUAAGCACAAAUGUUGAGAAGUUUAUAGUGUGAAAAAUAAUUUAAAAAAAUAAAGAUAAACUUGUCAUAUUUUUUCAAGAUGGAUCUGCUAAGUAAUAAAAUAUUUAUUAAGUGCACGGUUGUAAUUUUUAAGUAGAUGGAUCUAGACAACUCUGUAAUUAUAUUUAUAUGACGUAUGUAUCGUAAUAAAUGCAUAUUUAAUUGUUGAGUAAUUAUAUGUCAGUGUUUUAUUGAACUAUUAAGAAGGCUCUUUAGAAAAUGUUCUUUUUGUACCAGCAUUGUGUAACUAGUGAUAAGUUUGUACUUUUUUACUUUAUUUAUUAAUGUGAUGAUUAUAACUGCACUUAAUUGGGAAGGGCAUUUCGUAGAAUUAUGAUGGGGAAAUUCCGUUGAAAUCAUUGCUUGCCUUAUUUGUUGCAUAGGAUUCGAAUUUAGGCUGAUCUCAUGCCCAGCAAAUUUGGUGGUUAAGACAUCUGUACUAUAAUGCUGGAGGUAGUGGGUUCAAGUCCCACCUAAGUGAAGCUGUUUGCUUGCGGUAUUGGCUUAUUGCAAGUAUGCGAGCAUGCAAGGCUUACUGUCAAGGGCUUCAAAUUCUCAUAAAUUUUAUCAAACAAAUGCAGUGUAUUCUGAUUUCCUUGCUGUGAAAUUACUUCCCCAAUUAUUUUGCCGAGUUCAAGUGUUUAUAUAUAUAUAUAUUAAUUUUUUUUUACACACAACUUGUUUUAGAAAAUUUCAGCGUUGUUCUUCCCCUCCCUUAAAUAAAUGUGGAUAACUAACCAAUUUCUUUUAUUGAAAUUACUUUUCAUGUUUGUGAAUUAAAGGUAAUAAAUCAAUCUUCCUUUCUCCUGAAACUCUAUAAAAUGUGGUUAUGAAUGUGUGUGUGAUCAUGUUUUCUUGCAUUUCCUCUCGUACAAUGUAGUUGUAAGUGUAUUAAUUUUUGGAAUAAACAAACAAAAACCCAAACAAAUGCGAACUUCUUGUAAAAAAAAUGUUACAAAAAUACACCCCCAAAAAACAUACUUUGAUCCUCCAUUAGGAUGAGACAAUUUAAAGUUGCACCAAUUGAUGAUUGAAUAUACAGUGGAAAUUGGUUGCAGAAGGUGUCAGUAUCAAGAUACGGCCAUAUGCCACAUCCCUCUAAACCUCUAGCUGUCCUUUAGUCUAGUGGCCAGAAGUACAAAUAAAACAUGCCUAAAAACUGGACUCUGUACCCAACAGCAGUUAAAACCGCUUACAACAUGUCUGUCCAUGUGUGGAUACAUGGUAUCAACUAGGAAGCAUUAACCACGGUUGGCGAGGCGUCGGUGUCAUAAACCUCCAUGUUGAAACGAUAAAUUUCGGCGAUUUUGCUUUGUUCAAGUUUUAUGACAUCAGAUUGAAAUAUAAGCAACAAAGAACUCAAUCUGAUGACCUGAGAAAUUGUGUUCUAGUGAACAACCAACAUACAGUUAGGCGACAUCGGGCUUCAUCCGUUUUCCAGUUGCCAUGGAAAUGAAUAAAUGUGUAGCAGAGGUUUGCGUGUUGGGUUUUGCGACUGUGGUGCUGCUCCUGUACAUACUAGGCCAACACGUUCCAUUCCGCACAUCAAAGAUAUCCAUGCAAGCAAAUACAGAGUUAUCAAAUAGCCCUCAUCCAACACGGCUUUCCAAGCAGACAUCGAUAAAAUCCUCAGAGAUUUCUUCCAACACCAAGUCACCGACGUCUGAGUACCUCACCUUGCUCUUGCCACACGAAAACCCCAGAGAUCUGCAGCUACGUCUGGAGCACACCUUCAGGAUAAACCCCUCCUUCAAAUUAUCAAAAUGCCCAGUUUCCCUCCAGACCAAAAUGAAGGAAACUGAUUGGACAGCCGACAAAUAUCACCCGGAGAUUCAUAUGCUAAUGAACGAACAACUUCUAGACCAAUCAGAAUACAGGAGACUACUGCCCUACCUGAUUCCAUAUGGUUAUAAUAGUAUUCCUUCACCACUACCAUAUGACGAUGUGGCCCGUAUUCUGAGUCUCUUUCCAGCGACUGAGUCCAUUUUUGACUUUAAGGAGGCCCGGCCAUCCUGCCUACGGUGUGCAGUGGUUGGCAAUGGAGGCAUACUCAAAGGCUCAUCUAGGGGCAUGGAAAUAGAUGACCAUCACAUGGUGUUUAGGGUGAAUAAUGCCAUUCGCCGGGGCCAUGAGAAUGACGUCGGCAACCGCACCACCCACUACUUCUUCUUUGACAGAUCACUUAGAGACUUGGAGAAGAGAGAUGUGCCGAGAGAUGAGGGCAUCAAGUAUGUCUUUGUUCCAUGUGAGCGCAACGAUUACUCGUACAUCAAGCGCGUUGUGACUGGCUCGGAACCUAAGAUACGUGCCAAGGCAAACGAUGUCCGCGUCUUACACCCUGACUUCAUCCGAUACGUGCAGCGAAUUUGGAUGGGACUAUCACAGACAUCCCCCUACUUCCGCCCCACCACUGGUUCCCUGAUGUUGCUCACUGCUCUGCAUGCUGGCUGUGAUUAUGUUCAACUAUAUGGCAUGGGUUACCAGCCAAAGUAUUCUCUCUACUACUUUGACGACGACUACCGAGGCUACAACAUCUCCACAUCGGUGCAUAAUUUAUCCAAGGAAAUUGGUUUGAUAAAGUCACUCCACGAAGCAGAGAUAAUAGACUGGUAUCAGAGACUAACUUGAACAUUCUUUAAAAAAAGAUAACUUCAUCCACUUGCCUAAGGAUUCUAUUAAUCAAAUUUGGGGAUUGUGCUGGACCCAGAGUGCCAGUCUGUCCUCAUUUUACCUCUCUUACUCGACAGACCGACUGACCGACCAACUGACUAACCGUAUGAAUGACUAUAAUAGAGCAAGAAUGUCUCUUGUCUAUUGUGAGCCGAUGAGCAGUGCUAUAGGAUUGACCUGUGCCAUGGUCCAGUUGAUACGGUGCUUGGCUCAUAGUACGUGGGUUCGAACCCUGCCAGGAACAUGGUGUUUGUGUCCUUGGGCAAGACACUUUACA